Molecule: messenger RNA, 3447 nt
Organism: Salvelinus fontinalis (brook trout)
Lineage: Eukaryota; Metazoa; Chordata; Actinopteri; Salmoniformes; Salmonidae
Gene: cby1
Product: chibby homolog 1 (Drosophila)
Exons: 5
Coding region: 169-546 (125 amino acids)
Source: RefSeq, a predicted model, not a curated record
UAGAUUCUUCCAUUAUUACCCGGUUGGGGCAAAAUGGAUCUUGCGCAGUAACCUGCAUGUGUGUAAAAAACAGGUAAAAAUCACCUAACUGGGCGAAAACGAGAAAGGAAGCCUCUGUUUACCAAUGAUAAGGAAUAAGAGCUAUCUAUAACGCCGCUGAUUAAGAAGAUGCCGUUUUUUGGCAACACCUUCAGUCCAAAGAAGACCCCUCCUCGCAAAUCUGUUUCUCUCUCCAAUCUGCACACGUUGGAUCGGUCUACGAGGGAAAUAGAGUUGGGUCUUGAAUAUGGAGCCCCUGUAAUGAACAUCGGGGGGCAGAGCUUGAAAUUUGAAGAGGGACAAUGGAUUGCAGAGUCUGGAGGGAAUGCAUCAGGGAAGGAGGUGCAGAGACUAAAAAAGAGGAACUUACAGCUUGAAGAGGAGAACAACCUACUGAGGCUGAAGAUUGACCUCCUGUUGGACAUGUUGUCAGAAACUACUGCAGAGUCUCACCUGAUGGAGAAGGAACUGGAGGAGGUGAAAAAUCACAGUCGAAGGAAGAAGUGAUGAAUAGAAAACUGAAGACGGGUUCCCAGUGACACUUGAAAAGGAAUGAAUUAAGAGGAAUGAGGAAGGGGAUAGAUAAGGGAUGGUGAUGGAUGGCAGUGUUAGUGACCAACUGUACUGUAAAAUUAGACUUAUCGUUAUAUGGAUUUAAAAUCAUUGAAGGUAUGAGAGUUUUUAAAUGUGUCCUAUCCUUUUAUAAAAAUGAAUUUCUUUGAUUCAUUAACUUUUGUAAGCAUUAUCGUAUCAGUGCUGAACUAUUUUAGAAUACUAUGAUUUAUAUUCAACGUCCUGUGUGUGUAUGGUUUUGGCAGCUGUGUGUAUUUGAAUAUUUGUUUUCAUAUCCUUUCUACUUUAUUAAAAGGUUUUAACUACAUUUCAUAAAGUCAUGUUUUGUUUGCAUACAUGUCUGUAUUAGUAUGCAAGUGCCCAUACUAAUGCGAGCUUAGACCAACGUCUGAUGGAAACUGGCAAGAGUGUGGGGGGGGUCUCAAUUCAACAGGUCUCCAUCUUCAGAACUGUAUCACUGGAUAUUUCUACCAUCUCUUGGAUCCCUGUGGUUUUCUAUCACAGGUGAGGUGAGAUUGUUAUUACAAUGUAACUACUAGAAUAUUGUUACACCAGAUGCUGAAUGUAAGGAUUGUCAUUAGAGGUAGGCUAUUUAAUUCUGUAGCUGAAAAACAAGCUGGGUUCAGUGAUAUCAGCAGAUUUCUCCAGCAGUUUACUUCAUUAUACAUACUGCAUAUACUGCAGACUAUUUUUCAGCUAAAAUUCUUUACUGUAACAUUCCUGUAAUGUUUUUGCCAUGUGUUUAACAAUGUCAAAUCAAAUGUUAUUUGUCACAUGCGCUGAAUACAACAGUGAAAUGUUUACUUACAAGCCCUUAACCAAAAAUGCAGUUAAGAAAAAUACCCCCCAAAAUAAAACAAAUAAUUAAAGCGCAGCUGUAAAAUAACAAUAGCAAGGCUAUAUACAGGGGGUACCGAUACAAAGUCAAUGUGCGGGGGCACCGGUUAGUCGAGGUAAUUGAGGUAAUAUGUACAUGUAGGUAGAGUUAUUAAAGUGACUAUGCGUAGAUAAUGAACAGAGAGCAGUAGCAUAAAAGAGGGUACGGGGGGGGGCAAUGCAAAUUGUCUGGGUAGCCAUUUGAUUAGAUGUUCAGGAGGCUUAUGGCUUGGGGAUAGAAGCUGUUUAGGUUCAAGAGGCUUCUAGACUUGGCGCUCCGGUACCGCUUGCCGUGCGGUAGCAGAGAGAACAGUCUAUGACUAAAGUGGGUGGAGUCUUUGACAAUUUCUAGGGCCUUCCUCUGACACCGCCUGGUAUAGAGGUCCUGAAUGGCAGUAAGCUUGGCCCCAGUGAUGUACUGGGCCGUACGCACUACCCUCUAGUCGGAGGCCGAGCAGUUGCCUUACCAGUCAGGGAUGCAAGCAUUCAGGAUGCUCUCGAUGGUGCAGCUAUAGAACCUAGAUCUGAGGACCCAUGCAAGAAAAAAGGUUUUUAUACUUUUUCUUAAAGAAUGAUAACUGUAGAUUCCAUUAAUUCAAAAUGUACUUUUAUUGGUGGGGAUGCUUGAGGAGAUUGUGGUGAAAUGGGUCAGUGAAUGUGUCAAGAUCAGACACCAGCAACUAAGCAGAUAUUUAAUUCAAGACCUAAACAAACAAGCCCACCCAUCAAUUAAAUAGAGUUACGUCAUACUUCUGUGGCAAGAGACAAUUCUAUAGUAACAGGCUUCUCGCACUGUGAUUAACAGCAAUCUCAGACACCAUAUCAGACAAAUUGAAUCUGAUUAGCUUUCUCAAACAGGCCAAGUCACUGUAAACAAAUGCAGUAAAUACAAUCAUAAUCCAAAGGCUUAGUCAGUCGUUCAUUGAGUAAGUAUUGCACCAGUGUGUGGGGGAAAACAAAGUGACAUUUUGACAGUUUGGUUAUGAAUUGACCAAUUAUUACUCAGUGUGAGCCACAAUACCUCCUUCCACAAUAUACAUUCCACAUUUGAGACAUGGAUUGUGUAACAUACCCCACUCCUGCCUCCUAGAGCGGAACAUCCUCUUGACAGACAAUGGGAGUCAGUACAACCAAGAGGAUGGAGGCUGGAUCCCCUGAUGAUGGUUGGGGGCAGGAUGGUGCUGCUCAGCUGUUUCGUUGUUACUGGGUUCUCCUACACCUUCCCCAAAGCCAUCAGUGUCUACUUCAAAGAGCUGAUGAGGGAUUUUUUUCGUGUGACACAGCCUGGAUAUCCUCCAUCAUACUGGCCAUGCUCUAUGGCUCAGGUCAGAAGACGAUCAAUAUAUGUUUUAGGGGCUUCUGAGCUUAAAUCCUAUACGAAAAACAAAGCUGUCAGAUGUCAACAAAAAGGACUGCAUUUUGAAUGGGAGAAUCAAAAUAGAAAAUGUGACCAUCUUGGACAUGUAUUUUGUCUGGAGAUGCAAGUUCUCUCUCUCGUAGUUCUGCAUCAUUUCAAUAACAAAUACACAUGUCUUGUCUGUGAACUGUACUGAACAAAAAUAUAAACGCAACAUUUGCUAUUGAAAAAAUUAACGCCACAAAAGUUAUGGCGGUGCUUAGGUAAAGCAACGCACCUAUAGACCUGUGUUAUCAUUGGCUAUUUUUACUUUCCGUACACUGUGCAUGUAUUUUCCUGAUAUGAAUGGUCUGUUGACAAGUCUGUCAAAAUCCCUGUGUAGCGAUUGGCUGAAUAUUGCGUCAUUGCACUUUUAACGCCUUCCACUCUUGUUGCUCUCAGGAAGCGGGUAAAAGAUAGUCCUCUUGUUUAGCUGGACGAGGACUGUGUCGCGAAGGCCUUUUCUUUAGAAAAUAAACUCUAUGUUUAACUGGAAACAGUGAACUUAUUUAUUUGCGGUCUUAGUCGUUCAAGUUCCUAUACCAAAUAUGCCAAGAGGCGGU